This is a messenger RNA of Dermacentor albipictus, 1509 nucleotides long. The record is from RefSeq and is a predicted model, not a curated record. NCBI's taxonomy places the organism in Eukaryota, Metazoa, Arthropoda, Arachnida, Ixodida, Ixodidae.
GCGCCAUCCCACGCCAAGUGAACAAAACGCUGCCGGAGAAGCGCGGGAAAAAUGGAUGCGACUGUCUUCUACGGAGCGAACUGUAUUUCCAAGCAUGGUUUGGAAAGAAAGAAGCUGGAUGAUGACACAGCUGAAAAAAUAUUUCGAAGAAUUGAAAACGGCGAUAUUUCUGACGCAGAUCUCUCUGAUGACGAGCACAGCGAGCAAGAGACACGGCAUACGACUUCUGCUACAGAUAGUACUGUGCAGCGUGCAGGAGCAUCGCCUGGAGCACCUUGCACGCAGGACAAGCAAGUGCCAGAUGCAUCAUCGAAGAAGAUGAAUGCGUUGAAUUGGGUGGCCCAAGCUUUUCAGCCUAAGAACACCGAUUGCACCUACAAGCCUCAAGGUGGAUCAGUACCUGAAGAGCCCAUGGCAUACUUCACUCGGUAUUUUUCACCCACGCUUUUUAGUGAUCUAGCAACAUUCACUAACAUGUACGUGCUCCAGACAGAUGGAAAUGUGCUAGGAACUUCUGCAGAAGAAAUCAAAGUUUUUUGUGGAAUUCUCAUGCUGAUGGGAAUUCUAAAAUUCCCGAGAAUUCGCAUGUAUUGGCAAGCCUCGACAAGAAUUCCAGCAAUAGCGGAAUCUAUGACGGCAAAGCGAUUUUUUAGAAUUAGAGCCGCACUGCACAUUACGGACUCAAACGCUCCUCGUGACCCAGCCAGCCAGGACAAGUUCUGGAAAGUGCGCCCUGUCAUAGAAGCCAUCAGGUCACGAUGCUUGCAGCUGGAACCCUUGGAGCACAAUAGUAUAGAUGAGCAAAUGAUUCCUUUCACAGGCCGUGUCCCUGCAAAACAGUUUGUGAAGGGAAAGCCAAAUCCAGAAGGGGUGAAGGUGUUCCUCCGCUGCAGCGCCGAUGGCUUAGCUCAUGACCUUGAACUGUACCAGGGUAAGGGAACAGGAGUCAGUGCGCAACAUGCACAUCUCGGACUUGGCGGGUCAGUCGUCAUGCGUCUUGUCGAGGCAAUGCCUAAGGGAAAGAACCUGAAGUGCUUCAUGGACAACUAUUUCACCUCAGUGCCACUCAUCCUGCAGCUGAAGGAAAUGGGCAUUCUUGCCAGCGGUACGAUACGAGCCAACCGCCUGCUGAAGUGCUGCUUAAAAAGCGAGAAAGAACUGAAGAAAGAAGGUCGGGGAAGCAUGGAUGAGAAGGUUUCCACGAAAGGAGACAUUGCUAUUGUGAGAUGGCAAGAUAACGGAGUCGUAAACAUGACAUCCACACAAAUUGGAAUUGGUAAUGUUGGUAAAGUUAAACGAUGGAGCGAGGCAACAAAGCAGCAUAUAGAAAUUGACUGCCCAGAAGUGAUUUUAAAGUACAACUUGUACAUGGGAGGGGUCGAUAAACUCGACUUCCUAAUGUCGCUGUACCCCCUUACGCUGGAUAGAAUACCUGAGAGACGCAAGUGCCGAGAACCUUGCACAGAAAAGUACUUUGGCCAUGAUGGCCUUCCAAACAGACAUUGCUAA